Gadus morhua (Atlantic cod) is the source of this 1097-nucleotide messenger RNA. Its product is annotated as tripartite motif-containing protein 5. NCBI's taxonomy places the organism in Eukaryota, Metazoa, Chordata, Actinopteri, Gadiformes, Gadidae. The coding region runs from base 361 to 1041 and encodes 226 amino acids. The record is from RefSeq and is a predicted model, not a curated record. Gene Ontology annotation, molecular function: metal ion binding. The transcript has 2 exons.
CUAAGAUCCUUUGUGAAUACGGCCCCAGAUCUGUUAAUGAUUAACCUGUAAACAGACAGUAUUCAUAUCUUUUUAUUAUGAACCUAGGAUCAGAGUUCAGUCAUUGGGACGAUACAGGGAGUUGGUCUUCUUCAGAAUGAGAAGCCUUCAGUUGAAGAGGAAUCACUUGAUGUGAGUGUUCAAAGGACCAGAAUGAUCUAUUGCAGUAAGGAGAACUGUUUUGUCAGUGGGCCGAUGGUCCACACAUGAACCAAAACCUCCUCAAUCUGUAGAGUACAGACCACCUCUGGAGUUUAUUAACAAAGAGUUCAGAACUAAGGAACACAUCCGGAGAGGCUUCCUGUCUAUACCUCUGCUAAAAUGGAAGAAAACCCUCCUCCUCUCAAACAUUACCUGACCUGCAGCGUGUGCACUGAGAUCCUCAAGGACCCGGUGUCUCUGGGCUGUCACCACAGCUUCUGUUCCAGCUGUCUCCAGAACUUCUGGGCCCAAGCUGAGAACAAGAACUGUCCCGUCUGUAAGAGGAAAUCCUCAAAGGAUAUAGCCGAUAACUUUUCCCUCAAGGAGCUCGCUGACUCCUUCACUGGAAGACAGAGGUCAGGCCCCUCUGAUGAGGCCCAGGUCAGAAGGAGCAGACACCAGGAGCUGCUGGAGAAGUAUGGGGCCAUGCCUCCUCACCUCAUGGGACAGUGGGUGACCGAGAGGCGGAUCAGAGCAGAGUUUGAACAGCUUCACCUGAGAGAGAAAGAGGAGGUCAGAGUGGAGGCCCUGGAGAGGGAGAGGAUCCUCCUGGAGAGGGAGAGGAACUUCCUGGAGAGGGAGAGGAUCCUACUGCAGAGGGAGAUCCUUCAGGAGCAGAUCCGGUCUCUCGCCAGUGGAAGCAGACGGACAGCGGACCAGGCACCAAUGGCGGAGGUCCGAGCAGGUGCUGAAGUAGAAAUGAGGGCAGAGAGGACCUCCAGACUAGCCUCGGUGUCGUCUGUGAAGCCCUCAUCCUCUGCCUCGUCGCCCAAGUCCUCCAGCAGCUGCUCCGUCUCCUAACCCUCAGGAUCCAUGUCCUGCAUGCACUUCCCCGUCUGCAGGUACAGGUAGACGAU